This is a messenger RNA of Penaeus monodon (black tiger shrimp), 861 nucleotides long. Its product is annotated as ubiquitin domain-containing protein UBFD1-like. NCBI's taxonomy places the organism in Eukaryota, Metazoa, Arthropoda, Malacostraca, Decapoda, Penaeidae. The record is from RefSeq and is a predicted model, not a curated record. Gene Ontology annotation, molecular function: cadherin binding; RNA binding.
UGACCAGUAGUGAUGACAAAUCCAGCUGCCCGGAAUCAGAAGCUAGCAAAACACCAGCAGACAGUUCUUCAGAGUGUAGUAAUGUCAACAACAAAGUAACUACAGAGGACCAGCCACAGAGUUCCGAAGCUGCGCCGCCGCCAGACUCACACGAAGACAAGUCAGAUACUCAGAGUGAAGCACUACCGAGUGGGGAAGCCGUUAGUUUUAAACUCGUGUACAACAAGACUAAGUAUGAUGUAGAAUUCCCUCUAGAUGGCACUAUCAAACAGCUUAAGGAACAUCUAAGUUCAAUAAUCAAUGUAUUACCAGCAAUGCAGAAAGUAAUGAUUAAAGGUCUAGCGAAGGAUGAGAAGACCUUACGAGAGCUAGGUGUGACUCGAGGUUCCAAGGUUAUGAUUGUGGGGUCCAAGUUAGAUGACGUCGUCAAUGUCAACACUCCAAAGGCUGAGAGUACGUCUUCUGAGAAGCCAAGCACCUCGACCUCCACAAAAGAACCUCUCAGCAGACAAAAGAUCCAUCGCAAAAUUCUGGAUAAGGGGCUUCCAGAUGAUGUUAUGCCGGGCAUAAAGAACAACAAGGAAUUAUUGCCUUCAUAUCCACUAUCUGGUAUGCUGAACAAGCAUGGAGGAAAAGUACGACUAACAUUCAAAUUAGAAUUGGACCAAUUAUGGAUUGGCACUAAGGAACGAACAGAGAAGAUCAACAUGAAUCACAUUCGUCAAAUUGUCUCUGAAGCUAUAGAAGGCCAUGAGCAAUAUCACAUUAUGGGUUUACAAUUAGGACCUACAGAAGCCUCACGAUACUGGAUCUACUGGGUUCCUGCGCAGUAUGUGGAUGCCAUCAAAGAUACUGUUCUUG